AUGACAGUUGGCCAUGGCGUAUUGCAAGGAGAUUGCCUCAGUCCUCUUCUUUUUAACAUGUGCUUCAAUACAUUCAUUCAGCAUAUCAAGGCUGAAAAGUACCGUCAAUUUGGGUUUUCCUUCAAAUUACUAAAUCCCAUCCAUUGGUUCCAGUUUGCUGAUGACGCGACUGUAAUUACUGGCCAAGAAUCCGAAAACCAACAUCUAUUAAAUCGAUUUUCUAUCUGGUGCCAAUGGUCCGAUAUGAUUAUCCGAGUUGACAAAUGCAGUACCUUUGGCAUUAAAAAAGCGAUCACAAAAUCAGUUCAGUACUUGCCAAAACUAAUCAUCAGCAAUCAACUAAUACCAAAAAUCACCAUUGGAGAAUCAUUUCAAUAUUUAGGACGUUACUUUGAUUUCCACAUGUCGAAUGAUAAUCACAAAACUGAACUAACCACCCUACUUAACGAACUAAUGUCUGAUAUUGACUCAAAGCCACUACACCCCAAAAAUAAACUGCUCCUCUACAGUCGGUACGUCUUGUCCAAGUUAGCCUGGCACUUCACCGUCGCAACACUCUCUAAAACAUGGGUUACUGAAAAUAUCGACUCUAUUGCCAACAAAUAUAUCCGCAGAUGGCAUGAAGUACCAAUAUCAGGAACACUAAGUACUGUCUUUCUAACAAAUAACAAAUUUGGCCUGAGUAUUUAUCCUCCAUUUGUAAAAUUUAUCCAGUGUCAAACAGUCCUCCGAAAAGCUUUAAAAUCUUUUCCUAAUGAAUCAACUAACGACCUGUGGAGAACAACCAGUAACCAUACUAAUAUCCAAUAUGACGCUUAUAACUCUACUAAGGAAGUUCUCAAAGAUUUCCGUUCUGGACACGAAAACAAACUCCUAAACCAAUUAACCAGUCAAGGAUCCUUUUUUUGCAGCGUCACGAAGUUCGCUUUACCUCAGCUUAGCAAGGUGUGGUCCGUCGCCCAAUCAAAGCUCCCGAAAAACAUUUACAACUUUACCAUUUGUUACAUUAACAACUCUCUUCCGACGCGCAAAAACCUAAACAGAUGUGCAAUAUCUUCAAAUUCAGACUGUUCUUUUUGUCUUAGCCCUGAAACAUUACUACACAUAGUAGCUGGAUGUCAGUUUUAUCUCGACCGAUUUACGUGGAGACACAAUUCAGUCCUGAACUUUCUUGCUCAUCAGUUACAAACUGUUGACGGGUCUACUCUCUACGCUGAUCUAAAUGGAUUCAAAAGCCCUUCAAUACUUACUGGUGAUACGUAUCGCCCAGAUUUGUUAUUAUCGUGCUCAAAUGGUUCCUUAUAUGUGGUUGAACUCACCACUUGUUAUGAGACAAACCUCAAAAACAACGUAAAACGGAAGAAGGAUAAAUAUAGAGAAUUAUUGAGACAGCUAGGUAAAAAUUUUAACCAAGUUAAAUUUAUAAAUCUCUCCAUCAGCUCUUUAGGUAUUUUUGCAGAAGAAUGUUAUACAUUUUUAGACACGUUAGAAAGCAUUGGUCUUGACAAAAACCACCAAAUGUACUGCGUUAGGAAAAUGAUGACUAUUGCUAUUAGAACUACAUAUUACAUUUUUUGCUGCCGAAAUAAGGAAUGGGAAAAUCCGGAUUUACUAACAAUUUGACUUAUCUCAUUGUAUAUAUAUAUAUAUUGCAUGCACUUUGUUCUGUUAUUUUAGUUUAGUAUAAUUGUGAUUCAAAUAGCCAAUCGUAAGUUACCUUUAUGAGAGAGAUUUACGAUUGUAUAUGUAUGUAAAGAAAAACAUUUAAUAAAGUUUCCAUUAUUAGAAUAAAAUAAAAUAAUUUUAAAAAUAUGAAAGUUUUUCAACUAAAGAUUUGAAAAAAUCAUUAAAGAAAUUAAAAUUAGAAAACGGAGAUAUCUUGGAGAUCAAGUUUGUCGCAAAGAAACUGCGCAACCUUCUUAAUAAGUCUAAUAUUACGGACCCAAAUAACACUGAUAGUCAUGCGUCUGCAAAUAUUGAUCACGACAGUCUGAUUGGUAAAAGUUUCUGGGGUUUCGUUAAACGAUUUUUCAAAAAGAAUACUAGCUCAUUUCCAUCAUUUAACCUAGCAGAAUGUACAUCAUAUUUUACCAAAACAUUGUCCGCGAUUAGCCCAACUAAAACGUUCAACAUCCCCAGUUGGAUCCCAAAAUUUCCAUCUCCUCAGACGCCUUUUAAUCUUGACCCCCCGACCUAUCAAGAGAUUACAAAUGUCAUCCGUAAAAUGAAACCGUCUGGCUCACCAUGUCCACUUGAUCAAAUAUCUAUCAUCUAUAUUAAACGCUGUCCUUAUUUACGCUCGUAAUUAACUGAGAUAAUCCACGCAGCCUGGUCUUGCGGUGUUGUCCCGUCUGAAUGGAAGAAAGCAUGCACGAUUCUAAUUCAUAAGAAAGGAGAAACAGCAAACCCAGCGGACUUUCGACCCAUUACUCUCGAAUCUGUCCCACUCAAAGUUUUCACAUCAUGUCUUCGCAACAGGACAUUUCAGUUUCUUGCAGAAAAAAAUUACAGAGAACAGAACAUACAGAAAGGUUUCACUCCAAAACUCUCAGGAACACUAGAACAGUUGGCACAUAUCAUUAAUAAAGCGCGAGUAAAACAACGAUCACUUAUCGUAACACUAUUAGAUCUCAAAAAUGCAUUCGGCGAAGUCCACCAUAACCUUAUUUAUGAAGUUCUUGAAUAUCACCACAUUCCCAAUCACAUAGAGAAUCUUGUCUGUAGCCUUUAUACUGAUUUCCAAACUUCCAUAAUAACUGAACAGUUCAAUACUUCCUUCAUUACAGUCGGUCGUGGCGUCCUUCAAGGCGAUUGUCUCAGUCCUCUUUUAUUCAACAUGCCUUUCAAUACCUUUAUCCAACAUAUUGAAUCGGAAAAAUACCGUCAACUUGGAUUUUGGAAAUCCAGCGAAAACGGUACCCCAUUAAAUCCUCCUCAUUGGUUCCAGUUUGCCGACGACGCGGCUGUUGUUAGCGGCCAAGAAAAAGAAAACCAAAUGCUCCUCAAUCGCUUUACAAUCUGGUGUCAGUGGGCUCAAAUGAUAAUACGUGUAGACAAAUGUUCAACAUUUGGCAUUAGGAAACAAGUAACCAAAUCCAUUCAAUAUCUCCCAAAACUAUUUAUAAAUAACUGUCUUGUACCACGUGUUGAACUUGGUAAAUCGUUUCGCUACUUAGGUCGCUAUUUUGGUUUCAACAUGUCCGACGAAGAUCACAAAUCUGAAGUAUAUGACACACUUACUAGUAUCCUGAAUGAAAUUGAUGAUCUAGCUACCAUUACAUCCGAAAAACAAAAUUCUCUUAUACCGCAGUCGUUAUGUGCUUUCCAAAAUCUCUUGGCACUUCACUGUUUCUGA
Paramuricea clavata is the source of this 3355-nucleotide messenger RNA. The record is from the annotation of a GenBank genome assembly. Lineage: Eukaryota; Metazoa; Cnidaria; Anthozoa; Malacalcyonacea; Plexauridae.